AUGAAAAUGAUGCUAAAAUCAAUUCUCCUCGCACUCGCAUUGACGUCGCUGUGUUCAGCGAAAGCCAUCAAGCGUUUAGCGGAAAACUAUGAGAAUGAAGUGCAAGCUGUCUCAGUGCAGGGUCGUCUGUUUUGUGGUUCGAAAAUAUUGAAAGGGAUUCAUGUGAAAUUGAUCGAUAGAGACCACGGUGAUGAUAAGGAUGAUCUUCUUGGUGAAGCUCAUACUGAUGAACAUGGCGAUUUUCAUAUUACUGGAGGCACGCAAGAAAGCACUAAAAUUGAACCAGCCAUUAAGAUCUACCAUGACUGCAACGAUGCUGACAAGAAAUGUCAAAAGAAAUUAUUUUGGGACAUUCCGCAUUACUACGUCACAACGAAACUCGACGCUAUUUCGGUGUUCGAUAUCGGUUCCGUCAACCUCGAGAUAACAUUUGGUAAUGAGCAACGUGACUGCCUUCAUUAA
Caenorhabditis bovis is the source of this 462-nucleotide messenger RNA. The record is from the annotation of a GenBank genome assembly. NCBI's taxonomy places the organism in Eukaryota, Metazoa, Nematoda, Chromadorea, Rhabditida, Rhabditidae.